GGAGAGGAGUCACGGCAAAAAAAAGUGCGCCAACAAGCGUCAGAUACUUAUUAACACGGCUGCUGUUUUAUUUAAAGUUCAUACUGCGAAUGUUUUGUGACCUUAAUUCUAUCCUACGUGACUUCCCUCGAGUCCGUGAACGCCUCCUCGCCAUCCAGCGUGCAUAAUUAACCUGAUGAGGAGCCAAGGAUGAGCUCAGCCUCUCGGGGUGAUUCACAUCAUGUCUCGGCCCCGAACAUCAUGUGUUUGUGAGGCAGCCCUGAGACACUAAAGUCUGCAUACAGUGCCACACUGCUGCUGCUGUGUGAUACGAUCAAGUGGGAGGACCAGCUUCCUCUGUUUUGCCUUAAAAAAAAAAAAUGACGAGACAUCUUCCUGGAGCUGCUGCAGCAGGGGUGGAUUUGGCGUCCAGUCUCCUGCAUUGCACAAUCUUUCCCCUGUGCUCGGACUGAUAACUAAGACAAAAGAAGGAAGACGCUGGAAGACGAGGAGAGAAGAGGAGAGAGGGACGCUUUACAGAGGAGGAAAGGACGCGAAAGAGCCAUACUGGGGUGAAAGGGGGUGUGGAAGAUUAUAGAUUUUGAAAAAAAGAAAAAAAAAAGAGGGGGAGAAGUUGAAUGGCAGAGGAGGUAUGAGGAGAGAAGGGGAGGCAGGGGGUAGACAUAGGAAGCAGAAGAUACAGCGGGUUGCACUGCAGUAGAAUGAGGGUGAGAGUGAAAGAGAGAGCCAAGAAGCAUUCGAGCUGCCAGCGUUUCGCACGCCACUCAGGUCCCGUCGCUUUCUGAAGAGGCAACAAGAGGAAUCCACCGUGGAGGCGAGAAGGAGAAGGAGGAGGGGGGCGGAGGAGGAGGAAGCCAGAGGUUCUACACACAAGAUGGCUGCUGUGUCCUCUGCCUCUGACACUGGGGACCCCAGGGGCCGACACCCCCCUGAGCGCAGACUGCUGAUCCUCGGGGGCCCACGGUCCGGUAAGACCUCCACCGCCAACACCAUCCUGGGGGAGGAGGUCUUUGACUCUGGGGCAGAGACUACCCACAGCAACGUGGGCCAGACAGAGAUCUUCGGCCGGCGGGUCACUGUGGUCGACACGCCACCAUGGGCCAUCCCCAGUGACCCGGAGGACCAACCCGAAGCUGACAACAACAACGACAAUGCCGGCGCCGAGUCGGACACGCCACCGCAGCCCCCUCCGAGCCUGGACAGCGAGGGGCCGUGCAUGGGUGCCAUUCUCUGCCCUCCUGGACCCCACGCCAUCCUGCUGGUGGUGUCCAUCACACAGCCCUUCACUGAGAUCCAGAGGAGAGCAGCAGAGGAGCAGCUGGGGGCCCUGGGUGGAGGGACCUGGAGGUACUCUAUGGUGGUGUUUACCGGAGUGGACAAGCUGACUAAAGGUGUGUUCAUUGAGGAGCACAUAGCGAACACUGGAGACGCCCUGCAGUGGCUGGUGGAGAGAUGUGGAAGCAGGUACCACGCCUUUGAUAACACUCGGAAAGACACCGAAGACAACACCCAAGUACCUGAGCUGAUGGAAAAGGUGGAGGAACUGAUCACAGACAACCAAGGCUGGUACUUUGAGGUGAAUGAGUUGAUUUUACUGGAGGAAGAGCAGGCCAGGAGAGCUCUGGAGGAGGAGAGGAUGAGGAUGGAGGAGCACGCCAGGCAGAGGGAGCAGAUGAUCGGAGGGCCUCCCAGAGAGUUGCGACUGCUCUUGUUGGGCUGGAAGGGCGUUGGUAAGAGCUCGGUGGGGAACGCCAUCCUGGGUCGUAGGUACUUUGAGUCUGGCCAGGAGACAGAGCUGUGCCUCAGGAGGCAGGCGCUUGUAUCUGGUCGCCGGAUCACCAUCGUUGACACCCCUGGGUGGGAUUGGUUCUCGGUGAGGCGAACCCCAAAGCGCAUCCGCCAAGAGUCCCAGCGUGGAGCUGCCCUCCUGCGACCCGGACCCCACACCCUCCUGCUGGUCCUCCCCGUCGUCUCGUCGCUCACCGCCAGGAAGAGGCGAACGCUCCUCGCUCACAUAGAGACUCUGUUUGGUGACAGUGCAUGCCUACACACCAUGGUACUGUUCAGCUGUGGUGACUGGCUGGGCCGCACGCCCAUCGAGGAGCACAUUCUUAGAGGUGGGCGGGAGCUGCAAAGACUACUCGAAUACUGUGGGAACUAUUACCAUGUCUUGGACAGUAAGACCCCUGGAAAGGACAGGAGUGUUUCAGUCCUGCUUGAUAAGAUAGAGGAGAUGAUCAGAGAGAACGGAGACAAGGCUUUCCUCCCCAUACAGACAGAGUGGCUGAGCGAGGAGAGCUCCUACUCCUCCGACAACACUGAGCCUGAGGAUGACUGUCGAGGCUGCCAGCUACAGUGACACAAUUGCAUUAGAGGGGAAGUGUUCCGGCUCCUUAACCUCAUUGUGAGUCUCCAACAGGCCCAAACAUCGCCGUGUGUAACUCAAACCUCAUCUAGAUGUCGCUCUCCGACUCUCAAGAGUUUUAGGGAAUUCAAGCUCUUUGUUAGAAAAGACCGAACUCACUGACCACUGAGCAAAGCUCGACCUGGACUUGGAGUGCGAUGAGCAAGCACGAAUAAAUGUUCAAGAACACUCUCCUCAGACCCAGGAGGAGGAAAAAUAUUCCGCUUCUGCUUCAAGGGACCAGAGCUCCGUCCCUGUUCAUGAGCAUGUACACGAAUAUCAACUGCUGCUAAAGAGACCCUGUUCAACACUGCAGAGUAAAGAAUUACUCAUCUUUGUAACUAUCUUCAGAUCGCACUUACACCAGUUGAAAGCAUAAAAUCGAAACCAAAAGGCAUAUACUUAAAUAUUAUCAUGGCCAGUCAGAUUUGGUGGCAGGACUCAUGUUUGCGAUAAGUUAGUAACUCCUCGUUAUUGGAAGACCAAGAGCAAUGUCUGACUAGUAUGACUUGUAACGUGACUUUCGACUGGACUUAUAAUAUUGCCAUUCACAUCUCUGCAUCAAGUGCCAUUUCUGUCAUUCAGUUCAAAUUAAUGGUUCGAAGGAAAUGGUUCAGUGAGUACCAAACUGACACAUGGACAGACAACAAGAUGACAUUUUUGUGGCAUCAUAGAAGUACACCAUCAGAUAUGAAACAUCCGACAGCCGCCUUGUCUUUAACAUUUGGUUAGCUUCUGCUCAGGGAGUCAGGGUUGAAAUGCUUCCUCCAGGGCAAAAUCUGGUACACUUACAGAAGCGCUGAUCAAUGCUGAUCGCUAAACUGCAGACGCAAGACACAUAUUAACUCAAAUCUAUGAGCAUUUGCUUUAGUUCGCUGGAAGUCAAAGGGAGACAGCGCUGCACUGUGGUUGUAGUUGGAUACUUUGGUUCUGUUGUGCAAAAAAAAUAAUAAAAUUGCUUUGGGACUGGGAGUAGGGGUGGGUGAUCAGACGAUACUAGAUUGUGAUCGUUCGAAGGCGUCCACAAUCUACCUUCUGUCCCGUCAGACGAAUCAGAGAGAUUGUGGUAUUUAAUGUCCUCUUCUGUUUCAAAACUUUACACAACCUUUCUGACUAGUGAAUCCAUGCUACUUGAACAAACCAAUGCCUUGGGUGACGCAAUGUACAUGAUGCAACAUCAGGUAAAGCUAGCAACAUGAAAGAUGAGGGGCUUUAUCGUGGAUUAUGAUCUCGAUCAGAUACAUCAUGAUACGAUUUUUUUGGCCAGAUCGCCCACCCCUAGCUGAAAGCAAGAGUCCAUGUUUGUACUUUGGUUGGUGUUGUUUCCAUUGCUUGAGGAAAAUAGAUCAGCUCCAUCCAAAGCAGUGAUCAGAGUCAUCCGUAGCACGCCUCUGCUGUAGCAUUCACACACACGACGAGGGAAGCAGAGAGGAAUGGCUGUACAGAAACUGUGUGCAGUCUCAGAUCCCAGCGGAGCUACUAGGGCUGGCUCUGCUUCACUGUUUGCGUUCAUGCAAUUAUCGACAAGGUAGACUCAGCUAUGUGCCUCAGCAUCAAAGCGUGAGAGUGGGGGCACAGCCCUGCGGCAGGGCAGUAUCCUAUAGGCUACAUCCAGCUUUUGCAUGCUACAGAAACAACAUAACCUCAUGAACCAUACGAGCUCACAUAGGGCUUUUACUACCUUUUUCUACAUCAGUGACACAUCUGUUCCUGACCUCAAUAGUGAUGUUUUGAAAAGAAAAAAAAAUACAUAUAUAUAUUCAGCUCUCAGAGGCAUGUUAAGACACCGCAUGCAGAUAAACGAGUGCCUAUAGAGUUGAAGGCAACCUCACGUCUCAUUCCUCUGACUCUUGCUCGAGUCUAUGGGAGUUUUCUGGUAUGACAUCACAUCCUACUUUUACAACUGCAAAAAAAAAGAGAGAAUUCACGCUCUGAAAGGUAUAAAUAAAAGCAUUGAUAAUGUGACCGAUACCACUGCCAUGCUGUAAAAUGUUAUUUUAUACAGAAGACAUAGCCUCUAAAAGAAAAUCCCAGACACUGCUUCCCCGACGCUUUACCGACUCUGUGCUCCAUCUAGUGAUGUAGGCCACCGCAGCACCUUGUGUGACGAGCAUGACGUUACAAUUUGAUAUGAGGAUGUUUCAAACAUUCAUUUGGAGUCUUAGAGUCCCACCUCACCUGUGAAUAUAUUGUAUAAGCCGUGUAUAUUUAUUACAGUGUAAAUGAUGUUACAUUGUACGCUUUUAGCGAAGCAUUUUGCACUGUGUCAGUUCUACCACUUUACCGUAGCCAAAGUGACGUUACUUUCCUGUGUCGUCCUUACCUAAAUGGUGAUUGCAUCAUCAGUACUUUGCUCAUCAUCAGACAAAAAUAAAAGAUAUGGAUAUAUUGUUGUGUA
Acanthopagrus latus (yellowfin seabream) is the source of this 4802-nucleotide messenger RNA. RefSeq names its product GTPase IMAP family member 8. The transcript has 7 exons. The record is from RefSeq and is a predicted model, not a curated record. The coding region runs from base 875 to 2359 and encodes 494 amino acids. Gene Ontology annotation, molecular function: GTP binding. NCBI's taxonomy places the organism in Eukaryota, Metazoa, Chordata, Actinopteri, Spariformes, Sparidae.